Ipomoea nil (Japanese morning glory) is the source of this 1720-nucleotide messenger RNA. RefSeq names its product protein RRP6-like 2. The transcript has 12 exons. Lineage: Eukaryota; Viridiplantae; Streptophyta; Magnoliopsida; Solanales; Convolvulaceae. Gene Ontology annotation, cellular component: nuclear exosome (RNase complex); nucleolus. Gene Ontology annotation, biological process: nuclear polyadenylation-dependent CUT catabolic process; nuclear polyadenylation-dependent snRNA catabolic process; nuclear polyadenylation-dependent rRNA catabolic process. The record is from RefSeq and is a predicted model, not a curated record. Gene Ontology annotation, molecular function: nucleic acid binding; nucleotide binding; 3'-5'-RNA exonuclease activity. Bases 178 to 1542 code for a protein of 454 amino acids.
UAUUACAGUAACUGUUCCUUCCUCCAUUGAUAGACUAUGGAAGCAUCCUUCUGUUGCGUUUGACGGGAAGAGGCACUUAGAGCGCGUCAGUGAGGUUUGAGCUGAAGAAACAGAAAACCUAACUCCGCUCCGCUCCCUAUAAACUGAAAUUUGAGGCUUUAAGGCCGGGCAUUGGAGAUGAUCCACACUUGCUCUUCUUCAGAGCACUUCCAAAAGGCAUACAUUCCGAAAGAAAAACAAGUUAAAAAAAUUUCUGAUAGUGAUAGCUCGGUGGAAGGGCGGGAAGGCGUAGUUAAGAUGGGUGGUCCGCCGGUGCCGUUUCAUAUAUCCUAUAUUCCGAAGCCGCAAGACGAGUACCGGAUACUCGUGAACAACUUGAGCGAGGAGUUCGAACAUGUGUGGUUGGAGACAAGUGAGGAUGAGUCCAGGUUCAUACAUCCCCUGGAGAAGUUUUCUUCCCUCGACUUUGUUGACACUGCUGCUGCCUCCGACCCUGUCAAACCUCAUUCUUUAGAUCACACUCCAUUUAAACUAGUGGAGCAGCUCAAAGAUCUGAAGGAGUUGGUGCUUAAGUUGCAAGGAGUGGAUGAGUUUGCGGUUGAUUUGGAGCAUAAUCAAUAUCGAUCCUUUUUAGGAAUCACAUGCCUUAUGCAAAUAUCUACUAGAACUGAAGAUUUUGUCAUUGACACACUGAAACUUCGCAUUUAUGUUGGUCCUUAUCUAAGAGAAAUUUUUAAAGAUCGAACCAAAAGAAAGGUCAUGCAUGGAGCAGACAAGGAUAUUCUGUGGCUUCAACGAGAUUUUGGUAUAUACAUCUGCAAUCUGUUCGACACUAGGCAGGCCUCAAGGGUUUUGAAAAUGGAGAAAAACAGUCUGGCAUAUUUGCUGCAGCAUUUUUGUGGAAUUGUGGCAAAGAAAGAAUAUCAGAGCGCAGAUUGGAGGUUGCGCCCACUUCCUGAUGAGAUGCUCAGAUAUGCGAGAGAAGAUACACACUUUCUAUUGUACAUUUAUGAUGUGAUGAAGGUGAAGUUGCUUUCUUUAUCUGUCAACACUGAAUCAAGCAGUUCUCCUUUGGCAGAGGUAUACAAACUUAGCUAUGAGAUAUGCAUGCAGCUGUAUACAAAAGACAUUUGGACUGAUACUUCAUAUCUCAACAUAUAUGGGUUACCUGAAGCUGGAUUCAAUGCUAAGCAGCUUGCAGUUGUUGCAGGACUGUCCAAGUGGAGGGAUGCUGUUGGUCGUGCAGCAGAUGAAAGUACUGGCUAUAUUUUACCAAACAGAGCACUUCUUGACAUUGCUAAGGAGAUGCCUCUUACCAGCUACAGAUUGCUCCAGUUGGUUAAAUCAAAGUACCCAUAUAUUGAAAAUAAUGUUGAUUAUUUAGUCAAUCUCAUUAGGAAUUCAAUUCAAGCGUCUUCUGCAUAUGAAGCUGGUGUUGAAUGCCUGAAACAAAUGUUGAGAGGAAAAAACAGUGAUGUAAAUGCAACUUCAAACAUAAACGGGGGUGAUGCUAAAACCUCACAUUACAUUGACAAACUCUGAAAUCCCAAGAGAAGAGAUGACAAAAACAAUUCCUACUGUUGGCAACUGCCUGCCUGUAUUCUAUUCAUUCUUGAAUAUGAAAAGCACAGUUAGUCAAUUUCUGUUGUAAAACAAAGAUAUGAUACUCUGUAGUCUGUACAUUGCAGAAAGAUAUUGACAGUAAAUAGUGUUGAUAUAA